CAUGUAUCCUCUUAUCUUUUGUUCACAGUCAUAGACCACCCAUUUCUAACUUGAUCUCCUCUCCUUCGUCGAGAUCUGGUUUUCCGACGUAAAAAACCCAGGUUUCUCACCUGGGUUUAGUUUCUUUUCUGCAUUCCAGUUGCACUAUCUAUCUAGUUUCUUUCCUUUUUCCUUUUCUUUUCCGCAUUCCAGUUUUCAUAUUCUCUGGUUUUUCUUUUCUACAUUUGGGUUUCCUUCAUUUUACGUCGUACAUACAAUGCUGCUAGCAGAAGAAGCGGGAGACACGGAGAACCGGCACAUCCCAUCAGAAACGUGAUCUGUUUCUUUCUUUCUUACCUGAAGUUUGCCUUGUUCGAGGAUCAGCUUCAGAGUUGUUCAGCUUGAAAAUAUAGUGUUUCUACGUUCAGCCAACUUCGAGAACCGAACCCAGUCGGUUUUUACCGGACUAGAACCGGUUAAUUUACCCGGCAAUUUCUUUUACCGGCGACUGUGAUUGGUUGCAGUUCAACAGCUUUAUCACGUAUGGAGACGUCUACGGUUAUGUUGCUGGUCGCUGGCGUUGUAGCCUAUUUAUUUUGGUUCAGAUUCAUCUCACGGUCAUUAAAUGGUCCACGUGUCUGGCCCUUGUUGGGUAGCCUCCCGGGGCUGAUCGAGAACGCCGAUCGCAUGCACGAAUGGAUCGCCGAGAAUCUUCGAGCGUGUGGAGGGACAUACCAGACUUGCAUCUGCGCCAUCCCCUUUCUGGCGCGAAAGCAAGGUCUCGUGACGGUCACAUGCGAUCCGAAGAAUCUGGAGCACAUAUUGAAGACCCGAUUUGACAACUACCCAAAGGGUCCCACCUGGCAGGCUGUGUUCCAUGAUCUACUUGGUGAAGGGAUCUUCAAUUCGGAUGGAGACACGUGGCUGUUUCAGAGGAAGACCGCUGCUCUCGAGUUUACCACUCGGACGCUGCGCCAAGCCAUGGCUCGAUGGGUGAACCGAGCCAUCAAACUGAGGUUCUGUCCCAUUCUGAAGACGGCUCAGCUGGAAUCCAAGGCCGUCGAUCUGCAAGACCUCUUGCUUCGCCUCACCUUCGACAACAUCUGUGGUUUGGCGUUCGGUAAGGACCCGCAGACCUUAUCUCCUGGGCUGCCGGAGAACGGUUUCGCCACCGCCUUCGACCGAGCCACGGAGGCGUCGCUCCAGCGCUUUAUCUUCCCCGAGGUCAUAUGGAAGCUGAAGAAGUUGCUCCGGCUUGGCAUGGAAGUUACCUUGACUGAGAGCGUCGAACACGUAGAGGAGUACCUUUCCAGUGUGAUCAAGACACGAAAGCUGGAGCUACAGAGUCAGCACGAAGGAGGAACUCCACACGAUGACCUUCUCUCGAGGUUCAUGAAGAAGAAGGAAUCCUACUCGGAUGCAUUCCUACAGCACGUUGCACUCAACUUCAUCCUGGCCGGCCGUGACACAUCGUCCGUGGCCCUCAGCUGGUUCUUCUGGUUGCUGAUCCACCACCCGAAUGUGGAAGACAAGAUCUUACGUGAGAUCUGCACCGUUCUCAUGGAAACUCGUGGCGACAACCCGUCGAAGUGGGUAGACGAGCCCCUGGCGUUCGAGGAAGUUGACCGACUGGUCUACCUGAAAGCGGCACUGUCGGAGACCCUUCGGCUCUACCCAUCAGUGCCAGAGGAUUCGAAGCAUGUAAUCGCCGAUGACGUGCUUCCGGACGGCACUUUCGUUCCGGCGGGAUCGGCGAUCACGUAUUCUAUAUACUCUGCCGGCAGGAUGAAGUUCACGUGGGGAGAGGAUUGCCUGAAAUUCCGACCAGAAAGGUGGUUAUCACCGGACGAGAAGCAAUUCGAAGCACAACACCCAUUCAAGUUCGUAGCUUUUAAUGCCGGGCCCAGGAUUUGUCUAGGGAAGGACUUAGCUUAUCUGCAGAUGAAGUCGAUCGCGGCAGCGGUGUUGCUACGGCACCGGCUCACCGUAGCACCGGGGCACCGUGUGGAGCAAAAGAUGUCCUUGACGCUGUUCAUGAAGUACGGGCUGAAGGUUAACGUGCACGAAAGAGAUCUGACGGCCAUUGCCGCUUCUAUCCCGAAGGAGAAUACUGAGGAGAAGUUAUGGGGCCGGGUCGUAGACGGUAUGGCCGUUAACUGUAACGGCGGGACUCAAGCCGUAAGUGAUGGUCGCCGUGUUGGGCUAGAAAUGGUUGUUGAGGUAAAUUAGGGAGUGUAGGAAGUGUACAGUUAUUAUUAUUAUUAUUAUUAUUAUUAUUAUUAUUAUUAUUAUUAUUAUUAUUAUUAUUAUUAUUAUUGUUGUUAUUAUUAUUAUUAUUAUUAUUAUUGUUAUUAUUAUUAUUGUUAUUUGAAGAGAAAUAGUGUAUUUAUGGUUUAUGGAGGAGGAGAGAGAAUUGUUGAGGGAGAGGGAGGGUGGUGUAAUUUGUUAAAUGAAAAUGGGAGAUGUGAAAAUAGGUAAAGCAGGAUCCAUGAAGAAAAAAAAAAACUGUGAAAAAGGAAAAAAAAAAAAGAAGAAAUUGUGGCUGAAUUGAUUUUUAUUACAGGGAUUGCUGAUAAAAAAAGGCACGGGAUUGGGUCUCUGUAGAUCAUGGGAGGCAUCAGCUCUGCCUUUUCUUUACUAUAUAAACAUCGAAUUUAUGUUUUUAUUUAAUUUGUUUGGCUUUUUUUUUUAUUGUCUCUGUUUGAAUGGGAGCAUAAUUUAUGAAAAAAUAGAAGGAAUGUUAAAAAAUCACUAUUUUCACAACCAUUUUACAUGCAACCAUGCAAUGUAAAAACUAAAAAGCAAUUUCCAAAAAAACAAUGAUUUGUUUUCCUUUUGCUUGCAACCAAACAGAAUUCAAUCACUAAUUUCUUUUUGAUAGAAAUAUAAUGAUUAAUUUCAUUAUAAUAUAUAUAUUAAAUAUUUGGGCUACUAGGAAUAAAUAAAGCAUACGCAUUUAAUGGUGUAGAUUCCAUUUCUUUUUGGUAGAAAUGGUGUAAAUGUCAUUGGAGGGAUACUAUUUCUUGGACCAUGUCACCCUCUUCUUUUUUAUUCUAUUUGAAAUUGAAAUAUGUUUUGAAUAGGCUAAGCAAAUUAAGCUUAUCACCAAAUGAUUUUUAAGCUUUGAUGCAGCAA
Messenger RNA from Nelumbo nucifera (sacred lotus), 3114 nucleotides. RefSeq names its product cytochrome P450, family 86, subfamily A, polypeptide 8 (gene CYP86A8). Gene Ontology annotation, molecular function: oxidoreductase activity, acting on paired donors, with incorporation or reduction of molecular oxygen; monooxygenase activity; iron ion binding. The record is from RefSeq and is a predicted model, not a curated record. Lineage: Eukaryota; Viridiplantae; Streptophyta; Magnoliopsida; Proteales; Nelumbonaceae.